GCCAGUCAUUCAUAACCUGCAGUGAUAAGUUCAUUGCACUUUUUUGACCACUUCAAAGCGAAUUUCUCAAAGAAGAUGUGUAGAAAUCUAAGUUAAAUGAAUGAAAACAAAUUUACAAUGCAUGAUAUGUAUAUGUUAUUGUAUGAUGUGGUUUCAUGCUAAAUAUUGCAUUUGUUAAUUGAGUGGUUUUAUUGCUAACAUGGCUGUUUAAAAUAGCAACAAAUCUAAAAAAGCAUCCCAGAAAGGAGCAGCUUCACAAUUGAGGUUCUACAGUUAGAUUGUGUUGUUUAUUGUUAAUUAAAAGCGAAACCGCAAUGUUAAAAAGUUAGAUUGGUCAUUUGAGUGAAAGCUUUAAAUCCAGAGGAUGAUCCUGUCUGGAGUGGCUGGACUGCUGUCAGAGCGGCUUUCACAAGAUUAACAGCCCGCUGCUCUUUUCUUUGCCUGCAAUCAAACCGUUUACGGGACUAUUCUCCAUCUCUACCUGUUUUUAAAACUUGUUUGUGCUAAAUGUGACUUAAAUGAAGUCCAUUUGAAGUCACAAACAGUGACAUGGCUUGUAAAUCAUGCAUGCUCCUUCUAUAGAGUUAGAACAGUAAGAAACCCAUUGAGGAAAUGGCAUUGUCUUUAAAGCGAGAAGCAGCUGACUUUUUUCUGCUGCUGUAAUGUGACAUUGCGACAUCGUUUUGUGAAACGUGCCAAACCGAGAAGCAGCUGACAAAUUGUAAAUAUGACUUUGUGACAUAAGGAGUCUUAACUUUUAGCAAAACAAGACAGAUUCUGCUGCUGCCUGGAGAAAUAUGAUAUUGUGAAGGUACAAAUUUAAGCGCGGCGAACUGAGAAGCAGCUGACACUUUCAUUCUGCUGCUGUUGCGAAGAUGAGAUUGUGAUACCGGGAGUUUAGUUGCGGCAAACCGAACCUGGUGCUUGCUGCAAAUAUGCCAUUGUGACAUCAGGACUCGUUCUCUGAAGCGCCAGACUGAAGAGCGGCUGACACUCUCUUUUUUGCUGCUGCUGCUGCUGAUGAUGCUGCAGCUGCGAAAAUGCUGCGAUUCCCUGUGAAGAAAAUACGAAAGCAGUUCAAACUUCUGCUGCUGCUGGUGCUGCUCACUUUUGCCGUGUGGUUUACGUACCUGCACAUCAACCAGGGCAAAUCCAUCAAACUUCACUUCAACUAUGGAAAAAAUGGUGAGAGGCCGAUCGAGGGAACUGAUACCAGCCGGAAGAGAGACUCACGUUCAUCAGACAAGUACCGCAAAAGAGAAGACGCCAGCAACAGCCAGGAGGAGGAAAAUGCAGAAGAUGAGCCCAACGCUGGCACCCUUCAUGACAACGAUCAAGCUGAAAUCCGCAAGUUCAUCGCACAGAAGUACAAAAAGUUGCCAUGGAAACCAGAGUUUAAAGGUCAAGCAAAUCUCCACGUCUUUGAGGACUGGUGUGGCUCUUCAGUCGCUCAGCUCAGGAAGAACCUGCAUUUUCCUCUCUACCCCCAUACGAGAACUACUGUGAAGAAGUUGGCCGUGGCUCCAAAAUGGAAGAACUAUGGCCUGAGAAUAUUUGGAUACAUUCUACCUUACAAAGAUGGUGAUUUUCAGUUUGCGGUUUCUUCCGAUGAUAACUCAGAGUUCUGGUUGAGUUCAGAUGACAGUCCUCUCAACGCCCGUCUGCUGGCCUACGUGGGAAAGCUGGGAUCUGAAUGGACCGCACCAGGAGAGUUUACCAAGUUCAGGUCUCAGGUGUCCAAGUCUGUGCAGUAA
Molecule: messenger RNA, 1754 nt
Organism: Sinocyclocheilus rhinocerous
Lineage: Eukaryota; Metazoa; Chordata; Actinopteri; Cypriniformes; Cyprinidae
Product: N-acetyl-beta-glucosaminyl-glycoprotein 4-beta-N-acetylgalactosaminyltransferase 1-like
Exons: 7
Coding region: 1041-1754 (237 amino acids)
Molecular function (GO): acetylgalactosaminyltransferase activity
Source: RefSeq, a predicted model, not a curated record